This is a messenger RNA of Pundamilia nyererei, 749 nucleotides long. RefSeq names its product beta-galactoside-binding lectin-like. Gene Ontology annotation, molecular function: galactoside binding; carbohydrate binding; laminin binding. The record is from RefSeq and is a predicted model, not a curated record. The transcript is spliced from 4 exons. Lineage: Eukaryota; Metazoa; Chordata; Actinopteri; Cichliformes; Cichlidae. The coding region runs from base 56 to 463 and encodes 135 amino acids.
CACAGCACUCUCAUUUCUUCUCAGCUUUACGACUUGACCUAUUACAUCUGUCAGGAUGGAGACUGUUAUGACAAUAAAGAACAUGACCUUCAAGGUUAGACAAACCCUGACUGUUGUUGGAGUUGUUAAACCUGAUUCCAAAGAGUUUGCAGUGAAUAUUGGCCCCAGUGACGACAGAAUUGCACUUCAUCUCAACCCUCGUUUUAACGCCAGGGGAGACACAAACAUCAUUGUUUGCAACACUUUCGAGGCAGACAAGUGGUGUCAGGAGCAAACGGAGAAAUGCUUUCCUUUCAGCCUGGGAAAGGACUUCAAGAUUGUCAUCAGAUUCACUCCUUCAGAGUUUGAGGUGACUUUACCAGGUGGCUCAACAUUUCGUUUCCCCAACCGCCUCGGUGCACAGGAAUACUCGUUCAUGAGCUUUCAUAAGGGUGCUCGCAUUCAAAGCAUUGAGAUCAAGUAAAUCUCUUUCCUCUCUUGAAUUGCUGGAUUGAAAUUUUUGUUUUCUUUUUCACUUUGUCUAGCAGCAGGUGAUAAUGUUGCUCUAGGUCUUCAGCUUCUUCAGAAAUUGAGUUUGUUGAGAGCAAAUCCAAACAGAUGGACUCCUAAAGAAUCAUAACCUUUUUGUAAUGUUUUGCUAGCAAGAACCACAUACAGUACAGUGUGAUCAGGUUUUCUUUAAUGUGCCUUUAAAUGCUUCUUUGUUAGUUAUUUGCUAUAUUUUGAUUCUUAUCUGUAACAGCAUCAAU